This is a messenger RNA of Centruroides sculpturatus (bark scorpion), 2946 nucleotides long. RefSeq names its product mitochondrial 10-formyltetrahydrofolate dehydrogenase-like. The transcript has 23 exons. Gene Ontology annotation, biological process: 10-formyltetrahydrofolate catabolic process; biosynthetic process; one-carbon metabolic process. The record is from RefSeq and is a predicted model, not a curated record. Gene Ontology annotation, molecular function: aldehyde dehydrogenase (NAD+) activity; formyltetrahydrofolate dehydrogenase activity. NCBI's taxonomy places the organism in Eukaryota, Metazoa, Arthropoda, Arachnida, Scorpiones, Buthidae. Gene Ontology annotation, cellular component: cytoplasm.
UUCACACAGCCAAAGACCUCUCUACGACCUGAUUAUAAGAACACAGAAAACUUCAGCACAUAUGUUACCUUUUAAAAAUUUCAUAAGAGCAUUUCACACCUCUAAGGUAUUCUUUUAUGACAUGAAAAUUGCCAUAAUUGGACAGAGUACCUUUGCUAGUGGUGUUUAUAAACUUUUAAAACAAGAUGGACAUAAAGUAGUUGGAGUAUUCACUGUUCCUGACCAAGGAAAUCGUGAAGAUCCUUUAGCAACAAUAGCAAAAGAAGAUGGAGUUCCAGUUUUCAAAAUUUCUCGUUGGCGUCAGAAGGGGAAAAUUAUUUCAGAAGUUCUGGAUAAAUACAAAUCUGUUGGGGCAGAACUCAACGUUUUACCAUUUUGUACUCAGUUUAUUCCCAUGGAGGUGAUAACACAUCCCUCUAACCAAUCCAUCUGUUAUCAUCCAUCACUUCUUCCAAAACAUAGAGGAGUUUCAUCUAUAAAUUGGACUUUAAUUGAAGGUGAUACUAAAGCUGGUUUUACAAUAUUUUGGGCUGAUGAUGGUUUGGAUACAGGUCCUAUACUGUUGCAAAGAGAAUGUGAUGUGGAUAUUAAUGAUACUGUAGAUACUCUUUACAACAAAUUUUUAUAUCCAGAGGGAAUUAAAGCAAUGGCUGAAGCUGUAACUAUGGUAGCUAAUGGUACUGCACCAAAAAUACUUCAGACAGAAGAAGGUGCAAGUUUUGAGCCUGCUUUAAAUAAAAAGGAGCUUUGUCAGAUAAAAUUUUCUGAAUUAACUGGAGAAAGAUUGCAUAAUUUUAUUCGUGGAAUGGAUAAAGUACCAGGUGCUUGGACAAUUCUUGAUGGAAAAUUUGUUCGUUUAUAUGGAUCACAGUUAUGGAAUUCUCAACCUAAAGGAAUGGAAGUUCAAGUAGAAGGAAUGCAGCAAAAUGGUAUUAUACAUGAAAAUGGAUUAAUACUCUACGGGUGUGAUGGAAAAAUGGUAAAUGUACAAAAAUUAAUGUUAGAAGAUGGAAAAAUGAUUCAUGCUGCAAAGUAUGGUCAAACAGAUGAAAUGAAGGAAGAUAUAGAAUUAACUGAAGAUGAAUUACAAAUAGCUGAAACAUUAAAAAUUAUUUGGAAAGGAAUUUUGUGCUUAGAAAUAGACAGUAAAACUGAUUUCUUUAAAAGUGGAGCAGGGUCAAUGGAUGUGGCCAGGUUGGUUGAAGAAAUUCGAGAAAAAUGCGGAAUUCAAUUAGAAAAUGAAGACGUAUACAUGUCCACUCAGUUUGAUGAUUUUGUAAAAAUGGUAAUUUUAAAAUAUAGAGGUGGAUCUGGUUCACCUGUUCUAAUUUUCGAACCAUUUUGUUUAAAUGCAAACAAUUUAAAUCUCAGUUUUCCUACUCAAUUAUUUAUUAAUAAUCAAUUUGUUGAUUCAUCUGAAGGAAAAACUCUAAAAUCUAUAAAUCCUACAAAUGAAGAGCUGAUAUGUGAAGUUCAGUGUGCUUCUAAAGAUGAUGUUGAUAAAGCAGUUAAGGCUGCUAAAAUAGCUUUUGAAUCUGGUGAAUGGAGAAAAAUGAAUGCUAGAGACAGAGGAAGAUUGCUUUAUAAAUUAGGUGAUUUAAUGGAACAACAUAAAGAGGAAUUAGCUACAUUAGAAAGUAUUGAUUCUGGUGCAGUUUAUACUCUAGCAUUAAAAACUCAUGUUGGAAUGUCUAUAGAUACUUGGCGUUACUUUGCUGGCUGGUGUGAUAAGAUUCAAGGUGCUACCAUUCCUAUAAAUCAUGCUAGACCAAAUCAUAAUCUUACAUUAACAAAGAAAGAACCAAUUGGAGUUUGUGCUAUUGUUACACCCUGGAACUAUCCUUUAAUGAUGGUUUCUUGGAAAAUGGCUGCAUGCUUAGCUGCUGGAAAUACUGUGAUUAUCAAACCAGCUCAAGUUUCACCAUUGACAGCAUUGAAAUUAGCAGAAUUGAGUGUUCAUGCAGGAUUUCCACCUGGUGUGAUUAAUAUUUUACCUGGAAGAGGUGGAGAAUGUGGACAGGCUUUAGCAGAUCAUCCUGAAAUAAGAAAAUUAGGUUUUACUGGUUCAACUCCUAUAGGACAGCAAAUAAUGAAAAGUUGUGCUACUUCAAAUUUGAAGAGGGUUUCUUUAGAAUUAGGUGGUAAAUCACCACUUAUUAUAUUCUCUGAUUGUGACUUAGAAAAAGCAGUAAGACAAAGUAUGAGUGGUGUUUAUUUCAAUAAAGGUGAAAAUUGUAUUGCUGCUGGACGUUUAUUUGUUGAAGAAGCAAUACAUGAUGAAUUUGUAAAUAAAGUGAUAGAAGAAACAAAAAAAAUUGCUAUUGGUGACCCAUUAGAUCGCUCGACUCACCACGGACCACAGAAUCAUAAAGCACAUCUAGAUAAACUUUUAGAAUAUUGUGAAAUUGGAAUAAAAGAAGGAGCUAAACUUGUCUAUGGAGGAAAACGGUUAAAUAGAUCAGGUAGCAUAAUUUAAAAACAUUUUUUUUUUUAAGUUGUUGACUUCUACAACAUGGNUUUUAAUAAAUUUUAUUAUAAAUGAAUUAAUUUGAAAGAUUUCUUUCCGUAUAGUGAUAUCGAAGGAGUUUUAAGACGCGCGAAUGCAACAGAGUUUGGUUUAGCUUCGGGGGUUUUCACCAGAGAUAUAUCUAAGGCGAUGUACGUAAGCGAUCGCAUUGAAUCCGGAACUUGUUUCGUCAAUUGCUAUAAUAAAACGGACGUCGCCGCUCCUUUCGGAGGUUUCAAACAAUCCGGAUUUGGCAAGGAUCUCGGUGAAGAAGCACUUAAUGAAUAUCUCCGGACAAAAGCUAUCACAAUAGAAUUUUAAAUGAAGAUUUAAUAAAUGUUUAAUAAAAGAUGCCAAAAGAGUUCACCUCUUCGAAGGGAAAAUAAUUAAAAUAAUUUUGUAAAAAUUGUAAAUUUUACUAAUAAAUAUAUUCUUGAGUG